GACUGCAACCUAUGAAAACCAAGCUUGUUCUCUUCAUUAUUCUGCUCUCUCUAUGCACCAACUUAUUAGCUGCUCUCAGCAGACAUGAGGAGCAGGAAGAAGAAGACCCUGAGCUCACAACAUGCAUGCACCAGUGUGGCCACCAGCAACAGUAUUCCAAGAGUGACAAGCAAGCAUGCAUUCGCAGUUGCCAGAGGUACCAUCAAAUGAAGAAAGAGCGAGAAGAAGAAGAGGGAACCACGAUGGAGACUCAGAAUCCUUAUGUGUUUGAUAUUGAAGAUUUUAGGACCAGGUUGGAAACACAAGACGGAAGAGUUCGGGUUUUGAACAAGUUCAGUAGAAGAUCCAAGAUCCUCAAAGGCAUUAGCAAUUAUGUUUUGGUCACUAUGGAAGCUAAGGGACACACUUUCACCUCUCCAACUUACUUUGAUUCCGAUGCCGUUAUCUUUGUACUCAAAGGGAGAGCGGUAAUUGGGUUGGUGAGAGAAGACAAAACGGAUAGGUUCAACCUUGAAGAUGGAGACAUGAUGAGGGUAGCAGCAGGCACACUAGUCUAUUUCGUUAACAAAAAUGAGAAUCAGAACCUUGUCCUUGCCAAUCUCUUUAUACCUCUCACUACACCUGGAGACUAUAAGGCAUUUAACCCGGAACUAUUUCUCACAGCAUUCAGUAUGGACAAACUUGAAGCUGCACUCCAGACUCCAAGGGAGAAGAUAAGGGGGGUUUUCCAUGAAGAAUUAGAGGGAACCAUAUUCAAGAUAGCAAGGGAGGAAGUGGAAGCAUUGAGCAAGGUUAAGGAAGGGUUUUGGCCCUUUAGCACCCAAUCGGGUGGUCCCUUCAAUCUUUUGGGAACCCGUCCCUACAUCUCCAACCAAUAUGGCCGCCUCUACCAAUCCUCUCUUGAUAAGCCUUUCGAGCUCAAUGAACUCAACCUCGUCCUCAGUUUCUCCAACAUCACCCGGGGUUCAAUGACUGCUCCGUCUUACGUAACGAGGGCAACAAAAAUAUGCAUUGUGGGAGAGGGGAAAGGGUAUGUGGAGAUAGUGUGUCCACACUACGUGUCUUCUUCACGCUACUCUGGAGGAAGAGGAGGAGGAGCAAAGGAUAAGGCUUUAUACCAGAGGUUGAGUUCGGAGCUGAGAGAAGGAAUGGUGUUUGUGGUUCCAGCGGGGCAUCCAUUCUUGGUUGGAGCUGGGAAGGAAGAUGAUCUUCACAUAGUGUGUUACGAGGUAAAUGCGAGAGGGAACAAGAUUCAUGCUCUUGCGGGGAAAAAUAACGUCAUGAGUGCAAUGGACAAAGAUGCCAAGCAACUCACUUUCAUGCAGCCGGCGGAGAAGGUUGAUGAGAUUUUCAGCAGACCAGAGACUUUCUUCUUCCCUGGCCCUCAGCAUGACGACUAUUAUGACCACUGAUCUGGUGCCACAGCUUAUGCGUGAAUAUAUAUAUAUGCGCAUGGUGUGUGUAUGUGUAGAAACCGAGACCGUAAU
This is a messenger RNA of Arachis stenosperma, 1487 nucleotides long. RefSeq names its product sucrose-binding protein-like. The coding region runs from base 12 to 1412 and encodes 466 amino acids. The transcript is spliced from 5 exons. Lineage: Eukaryota; Viridiplantae; Streptophyta; Magnoliopsida; Fabales; Fabaceae. The record is from RefSeq and is a predicted model, not a curated record.